Messenger RNA from Notothenia coriiceps (black rockcod), 1086 nucleotides. It is a transcript of the gene atpsckmt, whose product is annotated as fATP synthase c subunit lysine N-methyltransferase. The transcript has 4 exons. NCBI's taxonomy places the organism in Eukaryota, Metazoa, Chordata, Actinopteri, Perciformes, Nototheniidae. Gene Ontology annotation, cellular component: mitochondrion. The record is from RefSeq and is a predicted model, not a curated record. The coding region runs from base 254 to 937 and encodes 227 amino acids. Gene Ontology annotation, molecular function: protein-lysine N-methyltransferase activity. Gene Ontology annotation, biological process: peptidyl-lysine trimethylation; regulation of mitochondrial ATP synthesis coupled proton transport; positive regulation of proton-transporting ATP synthase activity, rotational mechanism.
GUCUUCCUAUCGGACUCAUUAGAGCGAAGCACAGGUCAUCUUUUAAGACUUGUGGGACUUUCUCUUUAGCUUAUUCUUUGGCCAAUAAUCAUUUUUUUUUCGCUUUUGACACAACAAAUUAUAUAUUUUAUAUAUGACAUGUAUGUUAGGUAGCUAGCAUGGUCAGCUAACAUUAAGGCGAAUCCGAGCUGUCAUUCAUACAGUCCAAGUGCGGCUAAAGUUACGGAUUUAAACGUACUGCGUUUCCAAUAGGAUGUCACAAGAGGAGCUUUUUUUGGACUCAGUAGCAGCAGGACAGGUAACGGAGAAAAAGAGCAGGAGUAACCUUGGUCUCGUCGUCACUGGGUUGUUAGGAGGGUCACUGGUCGCCCUGUAUGCAGUAGCGACUCCGUUUGUCACCCCUGCCCUGAGGAAAGUCUGCCUCCCGUUCGUCCCUGCCACCACGGCUCAGGUGGAGAAUGUCCUCAGGGUGCUGCGAGCCAGAACAGGUCGCCUGGUGGACAUAGGGAGUGGAGAUGGAAGGAUAGUGAUAGCAGCAGCUAAGCAUGGCUUUAAGGCAUCAGGCUUUGAGCUGAACCCCUGGCUGGUGUGGUAUUCUCGCUACAAGGCCUUUAGAGAGGGAGUCCACCGCUCCACCUCCUUCCACAUCUCUGACUUAUGGAAGGUCAGUUUUGCUCAGUACUCCAAUGUUGUCAUAUUUGGAGUCCCUCAAAUGAUGGACCAGCUGGAGGUGAAGCUUGCAAGCGAGUUACCGAGUACAGCCAAGGUGGUGGCAUGCCGCUUUCCCUUUCCUACUUGGGUCCCUGAAUGCACCGCCGGAGAGGGCAUAGACACUGUUUGGGUGUACGAUGCCAAGACAUUUAAAACACAGUUGCAAAAUGGCAUGACAAGGGAAAUGACACCAGAACCCAAAGAUAAACCAGAUUCACCCACAUAAAUGUAACUCUUAUCUUGUUGAAAAAUGUCAUCAUGCUCUUCAACACUGGGACAAUCUCUUUUAUUUUAUUUUAAAUCCACUCAAUUCUACUGUGGGGUCGGCCUGAAGAUGCUGGGAAGGACUGAUUAAAAAGAAAGUGCUACAAAGUG